This is a messenger RNA of Ipomoea triloba (trilobed morning glory), 2055 nucleotides long. RefSeq names its product light-sensor Protein kinase-like. Gene Ontology annotation, molecular function: protein kinase activity; ATP binding. Gene Ontology annotation, cellular component: cytoplasm. The coding region runs from base 4 to 2055 and encodes 683 amino acids. The transcript is spliced from 2 exons. The record is from RefSeq and is a predicted model, not a curated record. NCBI's taxonomy places the organism in Eukaryota, Viridiplantae, Streptophyta, Magnoliopsida, Solanales, Convolvulaceae. Gene Ontology annotation, biological process: protein phosphorylation; signal transduction.
GUUAUGGAGCAAUUUAGGCAGAUCGGAGAGGCUGUAGGAAGUGUGAAGGCAUUGAUGGUUUUCCAGGAUUACAUGCAAGUGAAUCAGAGGCAAUGCUGUUUAUUGGCAGAUAUGAUGGAUUGUGCAUAUAAUACAACUGCAGAGUUGAUGAAACAGAAUCUGAGAUAUGAAGAGAGGAAUUUAAAGUGGAAAAUGGUUGAGAACCCAUUGAGAGAGCUCCUCAAGGUGUUUAAAGAAGGUGAAAUGUAUAUUAGGUUUUGUCUGGAGACGAAGGAUUUCUGGGCAAAAGCCAUUACUAUGUAUCAGAACACUGACUGCAUAGAAUUCCAUGUCCACAACCUUCUUAGCUGCUUUCCCAUUGUGAUUGAAGCAAUUGAGAUUGCUGGGGAGGUGUCAGGUUUUGACCAUGAUGAGAUAGACAAGAAGAGGAUCAUUUAUUCACUGAAAUAUCACAAGGAAUGCAAAGAUCCAAGAGUGUUCAGUUGGAAAUUUGGGAGCCAGUACCUGGUUUCUUCAGAUAUCUGCAACAGACUAAGUUCAGUGUGGAAUGAAGACAGAUGGAUCCUGGAAAACAAAGUCCAGGAGAAGAAAAAUUGUCGUUCCUCGAGCUCAUCAAAGCAGGAUCAGCGGCUCGCUGAUCUCCUCCUGAGGAACUUGAGCAGGUUGGAGCCAUCAUCACCUGACAAGCUCUUGCCUAGCUCAACUUUAGUUGGGUGCAAAGACUACCAUGUGAAAAGGCGGUUGGAAAACGGGACCCAACACAAGGAGGUUCAGUGGCUCGGGGAGAACUUCUGUUUAAGACACUUCUUUGGUGAGAUUGAGCCAUUGAUCUCAGAGAUUUGCGAUGAAUUAGCGCUCGCGCACCCCAACAUAAUGCACAUGUAUUGUGGCUUCACAGAUGAUGAGAAGAAAGAGUGUUUCCUUAUCAUGGAACUCAUGAAUAGGGAUCUGUCCAGUUAUAUUAAAGAGGUUAUGGGGCCAAGGAAAAGAGUUCCAUUUUCUCUCCCUGUUGCAAUUGAUCUGAUGCUUCAAGUUGCAAGAGGUAUGGAGUAUCUGCACUCAAAGAAAAUCCCUCAUGGGAAUUUAAACCCUUCAAACAUCCUUGUCAAACUCAGAAGAAGUACAGACAUGGAAGGCUAUUUACAUGCAAAGGUUUCUGGAUUUGGCAUUAGCCACACCAGAAAACCUCAUGCAAAUCAAAAUGGACCACUGAGUUAUAUCUGGCAUGCACCAGAAGUCCUAGCUGAGCAAGAAGAGUCAGGGAAUUGUGGGAGUUCCUUCAAGUGCUCAGAAAAGUCUGAUGUGUACAGUUAUGGCAUGAUUUGCUUUGAGGUUUUGACAGGGAAAGUUCCAUUUGAUGACAGCCAUCUCCAAGGAGACAAAAUGAGCAGAAACAUAAAGGCGGGCGAGAGGCCACUGUUUCCAUUUCCUUUACCAAAAUACAUGACCAGCUUCACAAAGAAAUGCUGGCAUAGUGAUCCAAACCAACGUCCUAGUUUCUCGUCUAUCUGCAGGAUUCUUCGCUAUAUAAAACGGUUCAUAGUCAUGAACCCCGAACUCACACAGCCAGAAGCACCCAUGCCACCAUUAGACUAUAGUGAUAUCGAUGCAGGGAUCUUGAGGAGCUCUUCAGAGACACUGUCUGUAUCACAAAUCCCCUUCCAGAUGUUUGCUUAUAAAGUGGCAGAGAGGGAGAAAGCAACUGCAAGUCAUCACAGGGAAAACUCUGAAUCAGGAAGUGAUGUUUCAGCUUGUGGAGAUGAAAUUUUAAUUGCAGAUGACCCGCUCCCAUCACCUACUCAUGACACAAAGUCUGUUUGUAGUUCUCCAGACAUCAUGACCAAGAAACUUUCACCAUCAAUCAGAAAUGUAGACCUCAAAUUAAUCAAUCAGAAAGGAACACCAAGGGGAAAGUCAGUUACUUCAUUCAGGCCACCACAAAUGAGUCGAUAUGGACGUUCUAAGAGGAUGAACUCCGAAAGUCAGUUGAUGGUUACGAGUCCGAGAUCACACAGAAUGUUGUCUGGUCACAUGUCAGAUUCUGAUCUCCCCUAG